AUGUCUGCGAUCCCAAUCAAACUCUUAAACGAGAGCCAAGGCCAUGAGGUCACUCUGGAACUUAACAAUGGCGAUAUGUACAGAGGAAAGCUAGUAGAGAACGAAGACAACAUGAACUGUCAGUUGCGAGACGUUAUAUACACACAAACGAACGGAAAAAUGACACGUAUGGAUGAUGUAUUCAUUCGAGGAUCAAAUAUAAAGUUUGUGGUGGUACCGGAUAUGCUAAAACAUGCUCCUUUAUUCAAGAAGAGUGCUGUAUCAAAACCACCUCCACCUAUUCGCGGUCCGAAGAGACGCUGA
Molecule: messenger RNA, 303 nt
Organism: Kluyveromyces marxianus DMKU3-1042
Lineage: Eukaryota; Fungi; Ascomycota; Saccharomycetes; Saccharomycetales; Saccharomycetaceae
Gene: SMD3
Product: mRNA splicing protein SMD3
Exons: 1
Coding region: 1-303 (100 amino acids)
Biological process (GO): RNA processing; spliceosomal snRNP assembly
Cellular component (GO): spliceosomal tri-snRNP complex; SMN-Sm protein complex; commitment complex
Molecular function (GO): RNA binding
Source: RefSeq, a predicted model, not a curated record